Molecule: messenger RNA, 2571 nt
Organism: Rhipicephalus microplus (southern cattle tick)
Lineage: Eukaryota; Metazoa; Arthropoda; Arachnida; Ixodida; Ixodidae
Product: sodium-dependent proline transporter-like
Biological process (GO): amino acid import across plasma membrane; nitrogen compound transport; sodium ion transmembrane transport
Cellular component (GO): plasma membrane
Molecular function (GO): glycine transmembrane transporter activity; amino acid:sodium symporter activity
Source: RefSeq, a predicted model, not a curated record
AUGAGCGCCCAGAAGGAGAAGUGGUCGACCCAGCUGGAGUUUAUCUGCUCCUGCAUCGGUUACUCCGUGGGGCUGGGCAACCUGUGGCGGUUCCCGUACGUGACAUACAAGAACGGGGGCUCCGCCUUCCUGAUCCCCUACAUCGUCAUCAACCUUGUCAUCGGCCGGCCCAUAUACUACGUAGAGCUCCUCCUGGGACAGUUUUGCGGCCAAGGACCCCUUGGUGCUUUCCGCUUGUCGCCCAUGUUCCAGGGCAACGCAUUCUGCAUGAUGUGGGGCGCCUUCGUCACGACCAUCUACUACCAGAUGAUAAUCACGUACGCGGUGGUCUACUUCUUCCACUCGUUCAAGAGUCCGCUGCCCUGGACCGACUGCUUUGAGUGGUGGGGCGUGCCCCUGGACGGAUGCGUCACACGUCUCAAAUUGAGGCACGUGUGCAGCAACAUACGCAAGAGCCUCGUCAUCGCCGGCAUCAACGACACCACAGCCGAGUCGCCCGUAGUUGUCAGCUACAACGGCAGCAGCGUGCUUGUGUCGCAGAACGAGUACAACAGCCGCUUCGCUGGGUGCGUGGAUGCCAACGCCUCGUCGGUCGACAUGUUCUACAACCGAGUGGUGCUCAACAUAUCCUCUUCCUUCGAGAAGGUUGUUGGUAAGGUGGUUCUCGUGACCGCCACGGCACCAUACCUCAUUCUGACCGUCAUGCUCAUUCGCGGCAUCACGCUACCCGGAGCCAGCAUCGGCUUGCGGUACCUACUCGUGCCGCAGUGGAACACGCUGCUGAGCCCGGAAGUGUGGCGCGCGGCCACUGAACAGACCUUCUACUCGCUCAGCAUCGGCACUGGCGGUCUUUUGGUGUACGGCGGAUACCAGCCGUUCCGCAGCAACAUGUCUUCCAGCGUCAUCUUAAUCUGCCUCGUCGAUUUCGUGACCAGCGCAUUCGCCUCCCUGGUGGUGUUUUCGGUUCUGGGAAACUUGGCGCACACGUUGGACAUCCCGAUCGCGGAGGUAGUGGCCGCCGGGCCGGGUCUCGCCUUCGUUACCUACCCCGAGGCCCUGUCCCUGAUUCCAUUUCCCAACCUAUGGGCGGUGCUGUUUUUCGCCAUGCUCUUCUUUCUGGGCAUCGACUCGCAGAUGGGCAACUGCGAAUUCCUCACCAAUUCCAUCCAGGAACUGUUUCCCUCGUUCGAGAGACAGCGUGCCAUGACCGCCUUCAUGUACUGCUCAUUCUGCUUCCUCAUCGGACUGGCCCUCACUACGCAGGGGGGCCUGUACGUCCUAACGAUCCUGGAUAACUACUUGGGCGCCCUGAUAGUCUUGUUCACGUGCCUGGGCGAAGCCAUCAUCGUGGCGUGGGUAUACGGCAUCAACCGCUUCUUCUUCGACGUAACCUUCAUGACGGGUAGCUGUCCCAGCUAUUUCGUGCUCGUUGCAUUCAAGUACUGCGCGCCGGUGGUCUUGGGCUGCUUCCUGUUCUACAGCCUGUACGAGUUCCCGCGGAGCAGCGUGGGUGAUUACGUCCUCCCGAUGUGGGCCGACCUGUUUGGCUGGACUCUGGCGCUGGUUGGACUGGCGCCGCUCAUCAUCAUUGCCGUGGUCAAGCUGGCCCAGUGCGGAUUCAGCUGGCGCCGAGCGGCUCAUCCCGAGAGUGACUGGGGCCCGGCUGAGGCCAAAUACCGAAUCCUCUAUCGCGAACGCCUUGUAGAGGUGGGCUUUGCCGAGUUCCACUUCCACGCGUUGCCGGCAGCCCCAGCACCCGAGGCCGAGCCACCGCCACAACCUUAGAGCCGGUCUAAGGACGCCUUUCUCGUCGGGAUUCGAUGAAUAAAUGUUAAUGUUUCGAUCAUCAGUGACUGCAAGUGGUAACGAUGCACUUAAGGUAGGAAUAAAUGCGCGCGAGUUAGAUCUUAAGUAUUUGUACCGAUGCCGAUGGACUCGAUAGCGUUUAGUUGCACGGCCAAGACAUGAUGUGGUGUGAUCUGGCAGUCAAGUUUUCAGUGAUAAAGUUAGAAGCGCAAACAAUGUAUCUCGAUAUUUAUUUUUCAGUGAUGUGUUCUUUGUGAUGUAAAGAAAAUAUUCGAGCGUAUAACAGGCAGUUGUGUAUAAUAGUGCCAACAGUUUACAAUUUUAGUUUUAAACUGAAGUAGUUUUUUUUUUUAUAUCGUGUGUGCUAGCUGUGAUGAUAUACGUUUCGCGCAGCGUACAACUUCGUGCAAUAUUCAGGCGCGAGGCCAGAUACAUAUGCUAAUUAACAUUUAAUAUACUUUGCGGCACGAGGUAUCAUAUGCUCAAAUUGAAAAUUAGUCUUAGGUGCAUGUGUCUGUAAGCAUACAUGCCAAAUGCCAAAACUUGCAGUUUAAUCUACACUGUUGUAUCCACCACGAAACUUCAUAUAAACAAAUACAUUGACAUGUGUGAUUGACUUGUGUUCCUUCAAGGAGAAAGCCUUGUAUGUUGCUUGAGAAGGUUCACGCAGUGAAAAGAUAGCAUGUGUACAAUAAUGAUAAAAAAAUGUGGCUGAUCCAUUUAUAUAACAGCACAGCAUUAAAGUGAAACGCGUCUUUACAGAGG